This is a messenger RNA of Pantherophis guttatus, 6016 nucleotides long. RefSeq names its product CDP-diacylglycerol synthase 2 (gene CDS2). Gene Ontology annotation, molecular function: phosphatidate cytidylyltransferase activity. Gene Ontology annotation, cellular component: endoplasmic reticulum membrane. The record is from RefSeq and is a predicted model, not a curated record. NCBI's taxonomy places the organism in Eukaryota, Metazoa, Chordata, Lepidosauria, Squamata, Colubridae.
CUUUCGCUGCUUUUGCUGCUGCUGCUGCUUCGUCGUGCAAAGCCGAAGCGGCGGCCCAGGAUGAGCGACCUCAGGCAACGGCUGGCCCGGGAGCCCGAAGGGCAGCACGACGCCGAGGGGAAGGAGUUGGAGCUGGAGAACAAGCUCGAUGGAGGAGAAACUGCAUCGGAUAGCGAGAAUAAAUCGGAGGCCGCCCCGCCUUCUUCGGCUGACGAUACCCCUGAGGUCCUCAACAGAGCACUGUCUCACCUGUCCUCAAGAUGGAAGAACUGGUGGGUGAGGGGCAUCCUGACGCUGGCCAUGAUUGUCUUCUUCUUCAUCAUCAUCUACUUGGGACCCAUGGUGUUGAUGAUGAUCGUCAUGUGUGUCCAGAUCAAAUGUUUCCACGAGAUCAUCACUAUUGGUUACAACGUCUACCAUUCCUAUGAGUUGCCCUGGUUCAGGACACUGAGUUGGUACUUCCUGCUCUGUGUGAACUAUUUCUUCUACGGCGAGACGGUGACAGAUUAUUUUUUCACUCUGGUCCAGAGGGAGGAGCCCUUACGCAUCCUUAGCAAAUAUCACCGCUUCAUUUCCUUCACCCUCUAUUUAACAGGUUUUUGCAUGUUCGUUUUGAGCCUGGUGAAAAAGCAUUAUCGCCUUCAGUUCUACAUGUUUGGCUGGACCCAUGUGACUUUGCUAAUAAUUGUUACCCAGUCGCACCUCAUCAUUCACAACCUGUUUGAAGGAAUGAUCUGGUUCAUUGUCCCGAUUUCCUGUGUCAUCUGCAACGACAUCAUGGCGUACAUGUUUGGGUUCUUCUUCGGACGCACCCCGCUGAUUAAGUUAUCCCCAAAGAAAACCUGGGAAGGGUUCAUUGGAGGAUUCUUUGCCACUGUGGUGUUUGGCCUUUUACUCUCAUAUCUGAUGUCCGGAUACAGAUGUUUCAUAUGUCCAGUCGAAUUCAACAACGACACCAACAGCUUCACAGUGGAUUGUGAGCCUCCGGAGCUUUUCCAGCUGCAAGAAUAUAACAUCCCCCUGGUGCUUCAGUCUGUGAUCGGCUGGAAGACUGUCCGGAUGUAUCCCUUCCAGAUCCACAGCAUUGCCCUCUCCACUUUUGCAUCCCUCAUUGGACCUUUCGGGGGUUUCUUCGCCAGUGGUUUCAAAAGAGCGUUCAAAAUCAAGGAUUUUGCCAACACCAUCCCUGGGCAUGGCGGCAUCAUGGAUCGAUUUGACUGCCAGUACUUGAUGGCCACUUUUGUCAAUGUGUAUAUUGCCAGCUUUAUCAGGGGCCCCAAUCCGAGCAAGCUCAUCCAGCAGCUCUUAACCCUGCGGCCCGAUCAGCAGCUGAACAUCUUCAACACACUGAAGGCUCACCUGGUCGACAGGGGGGUGCUCCCCACUUCCGAGGACGCAUAGGCAGCUCGGCGAUCGGACUGUGACUGAACAAGCCCCCCCCCUUUCCUACCUGCCAUAGGAACCCUGCCCAUCCAUCCACCUUGCCCAGCCUAGCACAAUAACCGAGCUGAACCUCUCUCACUUUCUCCUUCCCCCCAUACCAAAGGGGGGGGGGGUGUCGGUGGCUUUUUGGGGGGACGGACAGUUUGUUUCCAAGCAGACAGGAGAGGGGGCUUCGCUCGGAAGAAAUUUGGGGCGCAGGGGAAUGGACCUGGCUGAGUGUUUUGGAACGCAGCCUUUCCCUUCAGGGCUGCACUUGGGGUUUUCCGCUCCUGGGGAGGUGGGGGGGUGUCUCAUUUUUUUCCCCCAGGGUGAGGUGGACAGAGAGAUGGGAGAAAGGAAGCAGGCGGUAGGGGGGGGGGAAAUACUUCUCCGUAGUUCAGAAAGCGAAAAGGGGUCUGGUUGUGCACUGACGUUUCUUCCUGAAUUGUAUUGUGUAGCAAAAAUGGUUGUGGCAUUUGACCAAACUGUCCGGAGACCAGAAUAAUCACAACGGCUCCCAUAUCGGCCUCCCCAGGAGCUGCUCAGCAAUUCCUUUUGCCAGGUGGCAAUUUGCAGUCUUGAUGGAUGGGAAGAGUGUGUGUGUUUGUGUGUGUGUGUGUGUGAAAGCUACAAGAUUGCAGAACCUCCCAAACUAAAUCGUUUCAAAACAAAAUUUCUUUUCCCUUUAAGCAACUGCCGCUGUUUUGUGUCUGUCGGCUUGCUGCCUACUCCGCUCCGUUCAUCCAAGCAGGCCACAUCGUUUGCGGGUUUUGUGAUAUUGUGGCGUUGCUCAUUCUUCCUUGCAUCGUAGAAAUGCAGCUAGCGAGGAGGGGGCCGAGUCAAAUUGUUCUGGGGUUCCUCCUUUUAAAAAAAUAUAUCAGAAGAGAUGACGACAGUUAUUCUUCCAAUUGGAAGAGGUGACUAUUGAAUCUUUAGCUUAAUCAAACAGAGCAAAGAGAUUCCAGACAGGAAAAACAAAAAUCCUAAGAAGGUUGUGGAAAUACAUACCGUGUUUCCCCGAAAAUAAGACCCUGUCUUAUAUUUUUUUAAACCCUGAAAUAAGCGCUUGGCCUUAUUGCCAUGCGCUCAAAAGCCCGAUUGGGCUUAUUAUCAGGGGACAUCUUAUUUUGGGGGAAAUGGUAUAUAUUAAAAACAUUGCACACAUCUUAAAACAGUUUAGAAUUUUUUUUAAAAAAGGAAAUCCAUUUUGGCACAAAAGAAAGGUGUAAAAUACAGAAAUAUUUGACUACCGAAAGAGAAAACUUAACGCACUGUAAGCCGCCCUGAGUCUCCGGAGAAGGGCGGCAUAUAAAUCAAAUUAAAAAAAAAAAAUAUAUAUUUGGUAACAGGGAGCGUGUUCAAUCAGGUUAACCUGCUCUGAUCGGAAUUGGUGAUUUAUUUAUUUUUUGGCUCAGAUGUAUCUUAGACUUUCAUAGGAUUUGAAGCUCUGUUUCUGGACAGCACUUUUGUUUCCGCUGGUUUAGUCUUCUCCAAACUUGACACCACUCCCCGCUUACAGAGGUGUGGACUUCAGCUCCCAGAAUUCUUAGCAAUGGCUGGCUGGUGGGGGAAACCUUGGAGGUUGCAGACGGCCAACGUUGGCCACCAGUGCAGCUGUUUCAGGAGUUCAGGUCUAGUAAUAAAUUUGUAAAAAGCCUGUUCCUUUUGAGCAAGAGAAGGGAAAUAGCAUAGAAAUGUCUUAAGGUCGAAAGCAGUGAGUGUCCAAGCAGCCUUAUCCAGUCUGGCUCCCCCUUGAUGUAAGGUAACAUCAACUCCCAGAAUCCCUCAGCCAGCAGGGUCAGAGAUUGGUGGAGAAUUCUGGGAACUCUAGUCCUAGUCUCUAUGGAGAUUGCAAUCUGGAGAAAAUUGCAUUACGCCCAGGACGGUUCUGGUCCAAAGACCGCUCGACAGCGGUUCGUCAGUCCGGGUUUUCGCGGAGCUCAUCGGAGCCCGCUAAUUCCCCGACUGUCUCGCCGUGACGCUUCCAGUGAUGGAACAGCGACAUAGUAGUUGUAAUUCGCCUGCCCUCUUUGCUCUCGGUCAUCUUGAAUUUUUAAGACAGUUGACAGAAUCAAGAAUCGGCCCUUUGAGCUGCGUGGCGUGAGAAUCUGAAGGCACAGGGAGCCUUCUGGGCCUAGAAACUUCUCCAGGGAGACAGAGUGGCUGGGAAGGGGAUCGGUUGGAAUCUUAACCUCAUUCCCAUCCUGAUCUCCCCCCAAUACAUCCCCUCUAUGUAGAGGAUGACAAGAUAAUCCCACCCGUCGCUGGCUUCCUUCCCAGCACCUGUUCAUGAACCAGAAGGCCUCGCAGGCUUCAGGACGUGUGAAUGGCCCCGCUUGCAAAAGAAGGAAGAGCGGCAGGCAGAAUCACUCCUUGUGACGCCAAAACAUUUGCUGCCCAAAAAAUCGGCCCAAAAAUGAGUUUGCUUCUCAAAGAAAGCUCAUUGAAGCCGGUGCCUGCAGGGACACCAAAGUAGGCGCAUCUUCUGUCCUAUCGCGCCUGCAGAUGCUCUAAUCUAGAUGGAGGCUUGUUACGGUCUCACUAAAAGGGAAGGCACAGCAGGAAGGAAGGAAGUGAGUUGGCACGUGUAUGGGGAGAAUUUGGGUGUAUGUCGAUCAAGGUGAAAAAAAAAACAGGAGCUGGCUGGAAGGCAGAACUCUUGACGUUGUUGGCAUCAAACUACUCGGCUUCAGAGAAACCUGUUUGAUUUGCAGGGGGGUUUCCUGAUGCCUCGAGAGGUGCUCUCCCCACCUCCACCCACAGCGUGGCCCAAUACCAAAAUGCAACAGCAAAGUAAAGAACAGGAAGUGAAGAGAGUGUCUCAGUUUACCUUUUCAAAAAGGCUCUGACAGAAGUCUUCUGUAAAGAAGUUGGGGUUAAGACCAAACAGAUGGAAAGUCAUACAAGUAGAUGAACCUUUUGAACUGAAUGUUGUCCUAGAUAAGGAAGGUGUAGGUUGCAUUGUCUGUUCUGCACGGGCUCCUUGGCUUGCAGCCUUAAACAUCAACACCCUAGUUUGGCUUUGGGGCUGGAGCUCCUGUUUGGCAAAGGAGCUACUAAGGCAUUUGACAGCAUCAAGAGAACAUCAGAAGGGCAACCCUUGGUACAAGAGGCUCCAGGAUAGUCUGGCAGAGGUCUUCAAACUUGGCAUCUUUAAGACUUGUGGACUUCAACUCCCAGAAUUCUCCAGCCAGCAUAGCGAAUUCCCAGAGAAUUCUGGGAGUUGAAGUCCACAAGUCUUAAAGAUGCCAAGUUUGAAGACCUCUGGUCUAUGGCAUUGUUUUAGGAAGCCUUGUAGGAACUGGAUUCAAGGCCUUGUCCCUCAUGUCUUCAGCAAUCUUCUUGUGAAGGUGGAGAGUUUGGGGGUCUCUCUGGAGCCAGAUUUAAGGAUUGGCAACGAUAUCGCAGAUAGAUGUGGACAGUGGAUUGUAUGGUGUGGGAGGGGCACGAGUAGGUCCCAGUUGGGCACUCUUUCUUUCCACCCUGUCAAAACAGCCCUAAGAUGUAGGAGGCCAAGUGUAGCAUAGGGCUCUCAACCUCGGCCCCCAGUUCUUGAACAUCGCUGAGGUGGAGAAACACUGUUUUAAGGGAUUGGAUCAUGUUCUCCUGAACUUCCAUGUAAUGCUUGCUAUAGAAGACCUCUGAAUGCCUCUUUUAAGAAGAAGCAAGGUUCUGUGGAGUACUGGAGAAAUGUCUACAAUCCUGUAGCUUUUAGGGGGUCUCCAAACUUGAAGACUUGUGGACUUCAACAGCACAUGCUGGCCGGGGAAUUCUGGGAGUUGAAGUCCACAAGUCUUAAAAGUCGCCAACCCUACACCCCUGCUGUAACUGAAAAAGCCAGCAUCCUCUGUGUUCUUCCCGCUUCCCAUAUUUCCUUCUGCUAAACAACUCCAAAUGUUGGUAGUUCUAGUGCCUCAGCGGCCUCCUGUAGACAGCACCUAAAGCUGGCAAUAUUAGUCCAGCCAGCAUAGCUACACGAACACCGUGAAUAUCUCCUAGCCAUUAGCUCCGUUGAGAAAUUGUGUUUCCUACUCUGCAUCCCGAUUCUUUUCUCUCUCUCUCUCUCCCUUUCCGUGCCCUCUGCUUAUUUCUCUGUGCAGUGUCCUUUUGAGGAAGGGGGGUUGAUGGCUGUAUUGUUUCUUUGCAGAUGCCCAUAAGGCAGGAGGGUCUGCAGGAUGGGGUCAAAAGAAGUCAGGAUGGGGGCCAUACGGGCGCAGUCAAAACCUCCGCAUUUUUUUUUUAACGUGCUGCAAAGCAGGUGGAGCUUCCAUUGCACUCCUGUGGCCACCAUCUUGACCAGGGGUCUCCAAACUUGGGAACUUUAAGACUUGUGGACUUCAACUCUCUUUGCUGGCUGGGGAAUUCUGAGAGUUGAAGUCCACAAGUCUUAAAGUUCCCAAGUUUGGAGACCCCUGAUCUUGAUCAUACCCAACAGACACCCUUGCCCAUAAGCUAAACUUUGAGUUACAUGGAUUUUAAUUUUUUGUCGUUGUUAUUGUUUUGUUCUGACUGUCAGAAUGUGAAUUACUGUACAAAGGCAUUUUAUCCUAUUUAUAUACUGUAAUGUUAUUAAAUAAAACGUAUCCAAAGUAAA